Sarcophilus harrisii (Tasmanian devil) is the source of this 1776-nucleotide messenger RNA. Its product is annotated as cytochrome P450 2J2. Gene Ontology annotation, cellular component: intracellular membrane-bounded organelle; cytoplasm. Gene Ontology annotation, biological process: xenobiotic metabolic process. The transcript is spliced from 9 exons. The coding region runs from base 50 to 1558 and encodes 502 amino acids. Lineage: Eukaryota; Metazoa; Chordata; Mammalia; Dasyuromorphia; Dasyuridae. Gene Ontology annotation, molecular function: iron ion binding; oxidoreductase activity, acting on paired donors, with incorporation or reduction of molecular oxygen, reduced flavin or flavoprotein as one donor, and incorporation of one atom of oxygen; heme binding. The record is from RefSeq and is a predicted model, not a curated record.
AGGGAGGAGGAGUUGGGCUUGUCUGGCUUUCUUGCCAGAGCUGGGAAAGAUGCAGCUCUCUCUGGGAAACAUGAUCUCUUCUCUUUGGGAAGGAGCCUCUCUGCAGAACCUCCUUCUCCUCUCUGCCAUCGUCCUGAUUCUGACACAUUAUCUGCAGAGAAGGAAGAAACAUCUAAACUACCCCCCUGGCCCUCUGGGGCUGCCCUUAUUGGGCAACUUCCUCCAGAUGGACCUAAAAAAACCCCAAAUCACCAUCCAAAAGUUUGUCAAGAAAUACGGAAAUAUAUUUUGCACUCAUGUGGGCAGUCAAAGCUUUAUAACAAUAACUGGAUUGCCACUGAUCAAGGAGGUCUUGGUCAACCAAGGGGAAGAGUUUAUUGAUCGACCCAAAUUUCCUAUCCAUCUUCAUAUUUUAACAUCAUCUGGCUUAAUCAUGUCUAAUGGCCAAGUGUGGAAACAGCAAAGAAGAUUUGCCUUAAUGACUCUAAGGAACUUUGGUUUGGGAAAGAAGACCCUGGAAGAUCGGAUACGGGUGGAGGCCAAGUAUCUCACUGAGGCCAUCAGGGAAGAAAAAGGACAGCCCUUUGACCCCCACUUUGCAAUCAACAAUGCUGUUUCUAACAUCAUCUGCUCCGUAACUUUUGGGCAUCGUUUUGAGUACCAUGAUUCACAGUUUCGAGAACUGCUGAAGACUAUGGAUAAUAUCAUGAAGCUUCUGGCUAGAUGGGAAUGUCAGCUCUUCAAUAUAAUUCCUUCAAUAAUGAAAUUCCUACCAGGACCUCACCAGAAGCUCUUCAGAGAAAACACAAAGGUAAAGUCUUUUGUAGAAGAUGUCAUCAAACAACACAAGGAAAACCUGAAUGAAGAGGAGCCUCAAGACUUCAUUGAAGCUUACUUGAAGGAGCUGUCCAAGGAUAACAUUCAUUAUAGUUUUAAUGAAAACAAUUUAGUCUACUGCACCCUGGACCUCUUCUUUGCUGGAACAGAGACAACUUCGACCACCCUAAGGUGGGCACUGCUGUACAUGGCCCUUUAUCCAGAGAUCCAAGGCAAAAUACAAGCUGAGAUUGAUAGGGUGAUUGGCCAAUCUCGACAGCCCACCAUGGCUGAUAAGGAGAAUAUGCCCUACACUAAUGCAGCUGUUCAUGAAGUUCAGAGAAUGGGUGAUAUUAUUCCUUUUAAUGUACCCAGGAUGGCUGCGGUUGAUACCACAGUGGCAGGAUACCAUGUGCCCAAGGGGGCCAUGAUUAUGACCAACUUGACUGCCUUGCACAGGGACCCCAAGGAGUGGGCUACCCCAGAAACCUUCAAUCCGGAACAUUUUCUGGAAAAUGGAGAAUUUAAGAAAAGAGAGUCCUUUCUGCCUUUCUCAGUGGGAAAGAGGGCCUGCCUGGGAGAACAGCUGGCUCGGGCUGAGCUCUUCCUCUUCUUCACCAGCCUGCUCCAGAAGUUCACGUUCCAGCCUCCUCCCAACACCCAGCUGAGCCUGGACUUCCGAUCUGGCUUAACUGUCUCUCCUCUCCCCUACAAAAUCUGUGCCAUUCCUCGAGAGAUGUAGGCAGGGGCAGGCCUGAGGGGUGAACUCCUGGGCACACAGGAAAGAAUCUGGAACCAUCCUCAUUCUUCCUCCCCUUUGGAGUUCUGGUGGGGAAAGGGAGAGAAGUCAAGGAGAGAAAAAGAGGAGAGAGAGAGACCAAGGGAGAUUAUCUAUGGCCCUGUGUAAACAUUCCCACUCAGAAAAGGGAGAGACGUGAACACCAGCAAAGGAAAGCAGAG